GGUAGACAAUCUCAGAUUCUCAGUCAGACUCGUAUCUAGCGUCGUGCUGGUGUGUACGUGAAGUGCGUGCCGCGAGUUCACGUACUGUAACUUGUACUUUAGGGUCAUACAUCCUAGAUGGUGUAAAGAUAUACACGGUGCCAUAAUCUGUCAACCAGCAGCAUGGAGGAGGUGAGUGGGAGGACGAUGAUCUUGGUGCUGGUAUUGGUGGGCUUCGUGGCUGUGAACACUGAUGCCACUACUGGUGAUGUAGGUGUUGACGCAGAGAAUGGGGGCAAAAGGGUGCUGAUGCUCCACCCCAUGUACGCGGCAUCCCAUGUUCUCACGUUAAGGUCCUUGGCUCGGGCACUGGUAGCUAAGGGUCACCAGGUGACAGUGGUCAGGUGGCAGGAUACUCACCACUACCCCCCAGCCAACCACCAUGGUAUCACCGAGAUCGUUCUGGCCAUUAACAACACGGACGGCUCAGUGCCUCACAUGACUGUCGAGGAGAGGGCCAGCUUCAUCAUGCCCCAGAAGUUAAUGUGGAGUCGAGGCACCUCAUUCACUGCACUGCCAGUGGACGCCUUCUUGACUGUGGCAGCCUUCUGUCGCACCCUGCUGGGGAACACUAACCUCCAUCGACACCUCAGAGAACAGAACUUCCAUGUUGCCAUUGUCGAUCUCAUUUAUAAUGAGUGUAGUCUGGCCCUGGCUCAUGACCUAGGUGUACCAUCAGUUGGGUACUGGGCAUUCACAUUUGCAGGUGGUGAACCACAGUACACCACAGCCUUCAGCCCGCCCUCCUCCGUCCCCCUCAUCCUCUCUCAUUACCGCAGUGUGAUGACCUUCUCCCAGCGCAUCAUCAACCACCUCCAUUCAAUUGGCAGCCACCUCAUUAUGCAGAUGCAGUUUGGGGUGACAGGGUACCAGAUUAGUCAGUACUUGCCUUUGUGCCCCUCGCCGUCAACACUGCUGAGUGAGAUGUCUGGGAUGCUGAUUAACUCUCACCCAGCCCUCGACUACCCAAGACUCCUCCCUCCCUCCUUCAUCAAUAUUGGGGGUCUACAGGUCCACCCCCCUCAUCCCCUCACUCAGGAGCUGGAGGCUUGGGUGGCAGGGUCAGGGUCAGCUGGCACCAUACUCUUCAGCUUGGGCUUCAUCUUCAACUCCCACAUUGUCCCCAUUCACGUCUUCAACAACUUGAUGAACGCCUUUAGUCGACUUCCACAGCGGGUGUUGAUGAAACUGGAGGGGAGCCACCCAACCCCGCCCCCCAAUGUGAAGAUCGUCACCUGGAUCCCCCAACAGGAUGUAUUAGGUCACAACAAUAUAGUGUUGUUCUUCACACACUGUGGGAUGCACGGGGUGUUGGAGGCAUUGCAUCAUGGCGUCCCUAUGGUGGGCAUGCCAGUCUUCGCUGACCAGCAGGAUGUCCUUGUAAGGCUGGAGGAGCGUGGUGUGGCUAAGGGUGUCCACAAGGAGGCCUCCGAAGAGGAAAUCUACCAGGCUAUUGUCCAUGUCCUCAACACCGCCAGUUACCGGGAGAACACACGCCGUCUGUCAAGAAUUGUGCGAAAUCACCCACUGGAGCCACUACGUCAUGCUGUCUGGCUAGUGGAGCAUGUGGCUGCCAACCAAGGGGCUCAAUACCUCAAGUUCUCUGCCAGACACCUCAAUUUCUGCCAGUUCUUUGGUCUUGAUGUCUUUGCCUUUUUGUUGGUGGCCACCUUUUGCUUCUACCAUUACCUCAUCCCAUUGGUCAAGUAUCUUCUGAAUAGCUUAAUCUGUUUAAAAUUUUACAGAAGGAAAAUAAAAGUGACCUGAUUGUUUUAUAUAUUAUAAAUAGUUAUUUGUUGCAUAUUGUAUUCAUACUUCAUAGAAAUGGGGGAAGGGUUCUUGUACCUGUACUAAUCUUUCAUUAGACAAUUUAUAAAGGAUGAAAUACAUCUCUAAUAUACAAAAUUCUUACUUGGUCUACAGUGUAUUUAAUAGCUUUAAAUUUUGUUUUAUUUACUGAGCAAGUUUCUCAUCUCAAAGUUAUGUUCAUACCCCAUCAACCUAGAGACCUCUGGCUCCUCCCUAGCAUAAUGAGAAAACUGUAAAUGGUAGAGUGUUAUCUACCAUGAAAGAAUAUGACAUCAUAACUGAUAAUUAAAUAGAACAGGUAUUUUACCACAGAUAAUAUUAAUACAGUAAAAAAAAAAGUUUUCAAAUACCUAUAUACAGCCAUCUAAACAGGAAAGCUUCUGUAGUUUUUAUUGUUUACUGGGUGACAGUAAACAUAUCAACAGUGGAUAUGGCUGUUAAGUUGAUAAAGACACUUCUUUAUGGUGAAACAGUCCACUCUAGAUGGUUUACUGUAUAAUGGUAUUGUACUCUUCUGUAUGCUGCACUCGCCAACCCUUCACCUUAUUCAUACUCACUGCGCAAACCUCUCACCUCCACAACAAUAAAGUUCAUAAAAGUCA
This is a messenger RNA of Homarus americanus (American lobster), 2450 nucleotides long. Its product is annotated as UDP-glucuronosyltransferase 2A3-like. Gene Ontology annotation, molecular function: UDP-glycosyltransferase activity. The record is from RefSeq and is a predicted model, not a curated record. The transcript has 10 exons. Lineage: Eukaryota; Metazoa; Arthropoda; Malacostraca; Decapoda; Nephropidae. Bases 163 to 1806 code for a protein of 547 amino acids.